This is a messenger RNA of Lachancea fermentati, 2031 nucleotides long. NCBI's taxonomy places the organism in Eukaryota, Fungi, Ascomycota, Saccharomycetes, Saccharomycetales, Saccharomycetaceae. The record is from the annotation of a GenBank genome assembly.
AUGCAUAUUGGACGUUCAGUUUUGGUAACAAAUACUCUAACUCCUCAUGAUAUUUCGGUCUUAGUGUUGGUUGCGUUUUAUUGUGGCAACGUAGAGAGGGUCUCACCGUCACUUAUUUCCACAAUGAUACCGCCUCUCACAUCAGACUCGCAGGACGCCGCAAUGUACGCAAUAUCUAAGAAUUCCAAUCCUCCACUUCCAGUACUCCCAACAUUGGAAGAACUUAUACAACGUCUAUUCGAAAAGAACCACAGUCAAGCCGGGAUAAAGCUUUUGGCAGUUUUAGACGCUAUAAAUAAUUUAAAUGGGGUAACAAGACUUCUCAAAAUCCUUGAUAAACAGUGUUUGCGACUAAGUUACCGUGCUAUGGAUUCUCGAAAUGAAAAGAGAGUAUUUAAAAGGCAACUCACAAGGAAAAGUGUCCUAGGAUCCUACCUUGCAAGAUGUGUGACGAAGCAUAUGCUUGAGGAUUUUCAAGAUAGUGAAAGAUUGUGGAAUAAUCUAGUACGUUAUAGGGACGAAUUCAAACUUACCAAGCUCUAUAAAUGCAGUGCAAGUGAUUCGUAUUUAUUAGAUCCCGUUAUGUCUUUCAUUGUCCAAGAUAAGAAAUCGCCCGAGCGAUUUGGAUCUGUCCACGGAAUGCAGGAGGUGGAACUUUUCCAGAACUUCACAGAUCUCUUUCAUGGUGACGAAAAUUCAAUGAUGAUGAUUUCCAAGGAGCAUCUUCAAGCACUUUUGAACGCAGAAUUGACCAGGGCACUUCAUGACGGAGGGCAAGUGAAUUCCUCGACUCGAGAAAUACUGAGCCAUAUGACACUUGAAGACAAAUCACGUUUUCCAACUGUCCAUAUCUUGAAUUAUUUGCAGGCUAUGGCUAAUCAGGAGUAUGACACUUCUAUCAGGCAUUUGUACAGGUACUUUGACUAUAUGCUUGGCCAGAAUAGUGACCAUUACUUCCAUAUGUCUUUACUGUCACUAGCGACAUUUCAUAGCCACUUCAACAAUGAUGAGGCCGCUGUUAAAACAUUUGAAGAAGCCAUAGCAGUGGCUAGAGAGAAUAAGGACAUUUCAACUCUAAAUUUGAUCCUCAUUUGGGUAUUUGAGUUUAUAAAAAAACGUCCAAAUCUAGCAGGAAAAUUUCACGUUACUACCGAACAAAUUGUCACCUAUCUUAGAACCUGCCCCGACAGUCAUAGUCUUAUUGUUUUCGAAAAGGCUUAUUUAUUCGAAUCUUUGUUUGUUAUGUUGAAUGGCGGCUUCGUUCCGGAUAUUUUGGAGGCAGCUUUUAAGUCAUUUGUAAUUGGUUUGCAAGGUACUUCUUUGAAGUCUGAGUUUGGUUCAAUCAUGCAGCACAAUGUCAGAAUUUGGAAAUGUCUCGGAUCAUCAGCGCUAACGAAAGCAUAUGAAAACUUAUGCGACGUUUCGAGCAAUGAAACCAUGUUCAGCGUUCCGAAAUAUCGAGGAAUGACAGAGCGCUCAGUUUUGGAUGAAGUAAGAUGUUUACUGUCGAGACUGGAUUCACCCUCCAUAGAGUACGAAGAACGCAGGCAACUGGAACGUUUGAAAAUUGAAUAUCUAAGUGAAUUGGGAGAUUUCAAUGAAGCCAUUAAACUCACCAACAAUCUUAUCAAACAGUGUCAAUUUGACUACACUGAUACUUAUUGGGAGUUCGAGUUUACUCUCAUAAAAUGUCGAAUUUUUAUGAAAUCAGGUUUGGGGCCAAGGUGCAAAAUAAUGGUAGAGAGUCUGAUCGAUAAUAUUCCUAAAACCAGAAAUGCUUUUUCAGCAGCAAAAUUAGCAGUUCUUCUUAGUCAGUUGCUUUUCAUUGCAGGCGAGUUUAGCAAGGCUAUUGAGAUUCUGAACUCUAAUGUCCAUGUUGUUCUUCAGUUUACUGAUGAAGACCUCAGAGAGGAUUAUUUUACAUUAUAUUUAGCCUGCUUCGAAAAACAAAUAGAGAGUGUACCAAAGACAUCCAUAGGCAUUACCAGGGAGCAGCUAAUAACUUUAAAAGAUCAGGACGUAACCUAUUAA